AUGGGUAAUUGCGUUUCCUCUCCAAACCAAAGACCGAAAGAUAUUGGCAUUGGUUCACAAUCAUUAAACCCAAUUUCAAAAAAAAAAUCAAAUUUCUUUCAUGAUAACGAUAAUAAUAACACAAGAAAAUCUAAAACCUUUAAACGAAAGAAAGUUCAUAAAGGUCUUAUUGGACUUCCUUCAAACUUUCAGCAUACUGGACAUAUCGGUAUUUCUGAACUGCGUAGUGGAAAAGUUGAUCCUGAAAAAGUUAAAUCUCAAAUGGCUGAAGUUGCUGCAGCUUUACGUUUAGAAAUUAAUCCAAUAUCAGAAUCUAUUGAUACUCAAACUCAUCAAAUACCAAUAUCGAAACAAGAUCUAGAUUCGUCUUCUUUUACAUCAAAUUCUCCUACUUCAAAUUCUUCAUCACAGUUUCAUGUCAAGAGAAAACAAACGUCACCAACCAUACCAGUAUCACAAGAACAAGUUACCGUCACAUCAUCAAUUUCAUCACAAAAUAAAAUAGAUCCUAUGGCAGAAGUCGUUGCUGCUUUGAAAAUGCCUGUUGAUGGAAAUUUAAAUGAUUUUAUUAUAAAUAAUUCAAAUGAAUUGAACGUUGAUAAAAAUGUGAAGUAG
Molecule: messenger RNA, 615 nt
Organism: Dentiscutata erythropus
Lineage: Eukaryota; Fungi; Glomeromycota; Glomeromycetes; Diversisporales; Gigasporaceae
Source: the annotation of a GenBank genome assembly